CCGUGAAAUUUCUCCCCAGUCGCAAGCAAGCACGCAGAGAGAGAGAGAGAGAGAGAGGAGAAUGGAAGCUCUGAGAGCCUCCUACGACUCUACAUCCGACUCGGACAGCUCUCCCAAGAGUAGCAAAGAUUCCCGCCAUAUUUCAAAUUCCAAAGAAUCAGACCGUUUGCCCCCGCCCCCAAUCGCCCUCAUCCAAUCUCCUCCACCUCUUGCUUAUUGUCAGACAAGCCAAGAAAGUCGAGUUAGGAGCUUUCCACAUGUUGAAGGAAACUAUGCACUGCAUGUGUUCAUCCCAGUUCUUAUACCGCCGGUGAUUAAGAAAGAGCUAAUAUUAGCUCUAAAAAGAGUCGCAUCUCUUGUACCUAGUCUUCAUGCUGUUGAUGUUGAUAUCCCACUCAGUGAUAUGUGCAAAGAUGAUGGUUUGCUUGAACAAUUCUUAGGAAGGGAAUUUCACAUAAGUUUGGGAAGAACUGUUCCGAUUCGAGUGCAUCAGAUUGGCUCAGUUGUGACAAUGCUUCGCCAAAAGCUUCAGUCUCAGAAUCGAUAUUGGAUAGAUUUUAGUAAGUGGGAGGUUUUUGUCAAUGAUGAUCAGACACGGUCCUUUCUUUCGAUGGAAGUUACUGCAGGAGGACUAUCUGAGAUAACAAGGCAGAUUCAUGUUGUUAAUGACGUCUAUAAACUACACAAUCUCCCCGAGUUUUAUGAGAACGCACGCCCCCACAUAUCAUUAGCAUGGGCAUUAGGUGACAUCAACCAUUCACUCAGGCGUGCUGUCGAAGAGCUGAAGAGGCAAAGUGCCAAUGCGGGCUCCUCACGGAAACAGAUCUUUACCUGCAAAUUCAGUGGUAUUGAAUCUAAAAUAGGUAAAAAAUCCUAUAAAAUAUGUAAAAUUGAGGGUCAGUAACUUUUGUAAAAUAGGUAGGAAGUCCUAUAAAAUAUGUGAAAAUCAGCUUAUCUUGUGUCAGAAAGGUUUCUUGGAAUUUAUUGAGACUGAAUGUUUGUUGAGAAAUCAGGUUGUGCGGAUAUUGGAGUGAGGACUAAAAUGCCAUAUGCCCCAUCUCUUCA
Molecule: messenger RNA, 1065 nt
Organism: Magnolia sinica
Lineage: Eukaryota; Viridiplantae; Streptophyta; Magnoliopsida; Magnoliales; Magnoliaceae
Exons: 6
Coding region: 62-904 (280 amino acids)
Biological process (GO): U6 snRNA 3'-end processing
Cellular component (GO): nucleus
Molecular function (GO): 3'-5'-RNA exonuclease activity
Source: RefSeq, a predicted model, not a curated record